Malania oleifera is the source of this 1817-nucleotide messenger RNA. Its product is annotated as protein COP1 SUPPRESSOR 2. Gene Ontology annotation, cellular component: spliceosomal complex. The transcript is spliced from 7 exons. NCBI's taxonomy places the organism in Eukaryota, Viridiplantae, Streptophyta, Magnoliopsida, Santalales, Ximeniaceae. The record is from RefSeq and is a predicted model, not a curated record. Gene Ontology annotation, biological process: mRNA splicing, via spliceosome. The coding region runs from base 580 to 1398 and encodes 272 amino acids.
AAUGUGGAAUAACCCAAAUUUCUCCCGGUAAGACAACUAAUGAGGUGUCCCCCAACACGGUAUAUAAGGGAGAAUGUUGAAUCAAAAGUGUUGGGUUGUAUAGGGCAUUUUGCUUCCUCCCGCAUACAAGAAUCGAAAUAGAAAAAAGUUAAAAAAAGUAAAAAGCGGCAGAUAGAAGACGAGCGGGAGCCUUGUCGGAGCCCUAGCGGAACUCGCGAGUCGCGACCCCCGUCGAACCACUCUCCCAGCCUCCAAGCCUCCCAGCCUUGUUCGCCGGACAUAUCAGGCCUGCUCGACGACGAUCUUGGCUAGACUGGAAGCAUCUCCUCUGUCGAAGCAGCCUAUUCUUCGUUGAAGGGUCGACCCGAAGCUCUUCUCUGAGUUCUCUCUCGAAAGAUCGAAGCAUUUGGGUCUUUGCCAAACAUUGUGUUAAGUCGUGAAAUUUGGGAAGGGAGAGACAAGGUUCGGAUUGAUUUUGGGGAAGAUAAUAAAAACUUGAAAGUAGCCCCUCUGAAGCAGCAUAGAGUCCUCCUCUCUUCUCUCCUCUGGCCGUUUGCUGCCCACUCUAGAGCCCUAGGAAUGAUGAGGGCAAAGAAUUUCAGGAAAAGAACAAGCAUUCAAGAAGAUGAUCAUUAUGCUGGAAAGAGCCAGUCCGAUGAUGAAGAAGAUAGGAGAUUGGUGCUGGAGGAGGUGAAAUUGUUGCAGAAGCAGAGGGAGAGAAAAUCAGGGAUUCCUGCAAUCCCUGCAAUGCAAAUUGCGGCAGGUGUGAUUCCCAAACUCAACGACAACAAGAACGAUGGUGAUGGUGACAAGGAGGAGUUGGUUCUACAGGACACCUUUGCUCAGGAGACUGCUGUCAUGGUUGAAGAUCCCAAUAUGCUGAAGUAUGUUGAACAAGAAUUAGCGAAGAAAAGAGGCAAGAAGAUUGAUGCUAGAGAUCAAGUUGAGAAUGAUUUAAAGCGUGCAGAGGACGAAUUAUAUGUAAUUCCAGAGCAUCUUAAAGUGAAGAGGCGAAACUCAGAAGAAAGCUCUACUCAGUGGACUACUGGAAUUGCAGAAGUUCAGCUUCCCAUCGAAUACAAACUUAAAAACAUUGAGGAAACAGAAGCUGCCAAAAAGCUUCUACAGGACAAAAGGCUUAUGGGCCGGACUAAAACAGAAUUGAGCAUCCCUUCAAGUUACAGUGCAGAUUACUUCCAACGUGGCAAGGAUUAUGCAGAAAAGCUUAGGAAAGAGCAUCCUGAGCUGUACAAAGAUAGGGUUGCUCAGGAUAAUGGUGGGGGUUCUAGACAGACUGAUAAUAGCACAGAUGCAGCGGGAAGAAGGCAAGCUGCAACAGACGAGUUCAUGCUAGAGCGUUUCCGCAAACGAGAGCGCCACCGUGUGAUGAGAAGAUGACACAAGCUUGAACUUCUGCUGCAAGUUUGUCAACAGAAUGUUGAACAUUGUUGGCGUUUCAACCCACAUGUCAAUAUGUUGCAGGUCCAGGUUAUACAUUUAGCAAGAGAAGACAUUUUGUGAGUACCUUUGUUCUAUUUCUUCAUGGAUUGAAUAUUGAACCUGUAACUAAUGUAACAAAACUGAUUUUCUGCCCCCCAACCUUUAAUUUCUCUAUCAAGCCAUCCAUCUUAUCAAUUGUUACCAUAUUUUUUAAAAGGCUGGCUUCAGUCCAAAGAAUUGUCAUUUCAAUGUACAGUUGUCAUGUUGGCAAAGAUUAUCAUCAUUAGCAUGUAUUCUAUUUUUAAUUUUUAGGGUCGCUUUAUGAUACACACUUGCAAAUUCAUUCCUCCUAUAUAAAUAAGCCUUGUUGCGAUUCA